Messenger RNA from Daphnia magna, 6315 nucleotides. RefSeq lists its product as uncharacterized. The transcript has 2 exons. NCBI's taxonomy places the organism in Eukaryota, Metazoa, Arthropoda, Branchiopoda, Diplostraca, Daphniidae. Bases 431 to 6103 code for a protein of 1890 amino acids. The record is from RefSeq and is a predicted model, not a curated record.
UGAAGUGUAGUGAAGUGGCGAACGAAAGUUGCCGGGCUACACCCAAUUCAUUCGUCAUUGUCCCCACUGCGAGACAAUUUGAACGAAUAAAAAUUACUAACUGUGCGUGUUUUUAUUUUUUUCAAAGUGCAAACUUUUUUCUGUUCACAAAAAGAUAAUUAAAAAACCAAACAAUAUUUUAAAUGCGUCAACUAGUUGGACGCUUGUAAAGCUACAACGCAGCUCACGAGCAAGGCAAGAUAAGGCGACCUACUUAACGUCAAUGAAGUUAUCCAAGGCCAGCGUUUCACGUCACUUUUUCCAACAUUAUCGCCGGCAGCAUCAACCGUUUGUCGAAGUAAACGCGUUUGAUUCGUAAAAAGUGAACUAUUUUAAUUCAACCCGACAUUCAAAAACCAUUUUGAGGACAAGAGAAAAUUAGUCAAACAGCAUGUCAGAAUCAAGGGGAAAAAAAGUGGACACAAAGCAACAGCUGUCAUCUGAUUUAUCUAUUGGCGCUAUGUUUGAAGCGAAAUUGUUGACAUUAUUCUGCAUUCGAGCACUUGAGAAUGGCUACAUAUUUGAAUUGCUCAAGGAAAGAAAAGACUUGGGGAGUCGACUAGACGAUUUGAUUUUCAAAUAUCAACUCCCAGGCAAUACAUCGACAUCUCAAGAUUGGCAAUAUCGUUAUUUGCAAGCGAAACACAGACAGGACACGUCAAAGAUGAUAUCUAAGGAAGAGCUUGAGAACGAUGAUGGGAAGGAUUUCAGUUUAGCAAAAUAUUUCCGCGCUUUUUGCAGAAUAUUAAGAAGGGGAGAUAACAUUCAAGAUUGCAUCAUCUGCACAACCACCGAUUUUGAUCCCAAUGAUGUAGUUAUUGACACUAAAGACUGUAAUCUGCCCCCUCAUCAAGCUCAGGCAGAUACAACUGCCACAGAAGCAGCAGAAGCCACAAAAGCGAGCCAGCCGAAGAUUACUUUAAACGAUAUUACAGAUCAAGACGAAGUUAUUUUAAAGUUUGAGUCGAAAAAGACAUCUCGUUACAAAUUGAAACAAAAUGAAUAUAUGCAAGAGAAAAUGAUGAAUGAAUGGUCAAACAUUCAUGUUCUUGCUAAAGCAUUGAUAGCUUGUGCCAACAAAGAAGGCGACUCGCGUGUAAGAGAUGAUUCAAUUUUUUUCCACUAUCACGUUAGUCUACUUGAAGAAAAAGUUAUCGAAAAAAUAAUACGGAAUGAAUUUCAAUUCCAUGAUCACUUUAAGAAAAAUGAUGAUACUCUUUCCGAUGGUGCUAAACAACUGCGUCAAACACUCACAGAGAAAGGUGCAAACUUGGAAAACUGUAAAUUUAAAUUUCCUGUCCAUCAGAACUUUGAAUUCGGGCAAAAAAAGGAAAGAGAACAAAUAGUCAAUAAGUUACCGUUAAAAGUCACAGAAGAAGACGUGAAAACUUUCUUCAAUAAAUUUAUCUUUGUCGUCAACAUGCCAAACGAAGCAGAAUUCAAGAACAUUUUACAAACUGAGGAUAUGAUCAAGUACUACCCAAAGAUCGAAUGUCCUACACAAACAUCUUACAUGCUAGAUGUAACGAAAGAGAUGGCUUCGAAAAAAGACUUGGGUUAUAAAUUAAAAUCAGAAGACGGGAUAAGACUCUUGCUAAGAGGUAUUACAAUCGUUUCAUCAAAAUAUCAAAAAGAAUUGGAAAAAGAGGUACAAUUCAACGAAGACGCCUGUAACAAAAUGGCCAUUAAACUAAGUGAUUUGCUGGACAAUAAGAUUUCGCUAAUUGUCACACCAACGCCGAAGCACACAGCCGUCAAAGUCGUUUCGUCCAUUCAGAAACGGCCAGAAUAUAAAGAAAACGGUAGCUUUUUUAUUACGAAAUCGAUUGAUCUAGAAGAUAACGAAGAUAGAAAACGCUGGAAAAACAUCCUGAAAUUAAAAUCAGAAUUUCAUCGUCCUCUCAUUGUCGUUUGCGAAAAGGAUACACCUGAACUUAGUAACUACGAGGAUCUCAUUUCGGAUUCGGAUGAACAAACGGCCAAGAAAAGCAAGAUAAUUAUCAUUCGCGACGGAAACGCGUACGAGAAUAGUAUCGUGACAGUGAAAGACGAAAUCACUUAUGGAGAGUUGAAUGAGAAAUUCCAAAAUGCUGUCCUGGAGAAAACAAUCACGUUCCAAGGAAAAACUCUAACCGUGGGUGAUCUGGUUGAAAACGAACCGGACAAAGUCAUCGAUUACCUUUCUAUAGAAGAGUUGCUGUUCCAGAAGAAAGACGUCAACAUUCCCCGGCCGGAUACAUCAGAAUGCGAAGAAUCCUUGUACAUCAAGAGGCAGUUGACGAUGGUAUUUCACGAAUCUUUCGAAAACAAAUUAGCAGAACGCUUGAAUUGUACAAUAGAUCAACUCCACGAGAAAUGCAGAAUCACUUCACAAGGUGAAAUUAAAUGGUUUGUUGAAAACCAAGAUCGUGAAUCCAUUUGGAAAGAAAUAAAAAUGCUCGCAGAUUCAGGAAUGUCCUCAAACGCCAUCGACGAGAGUCAACUCUGUUGUCUGGAUGAGCAAAGUGAACGAUUCCCGAUUGUUAUCAUAAGUGGCGUAGCUGGAAUUGGCAAAUCAACUAUUCUCUCCCACUACUACAUGAAAAUGAAAAAAGCGAAACCAGAUCAUUGGAUCAUCAGAAUUAAUCUCGUAGAGCAGCAAACAGCUUUCCUCCAAUCAGUCACAGAAGACACAGUCGUUGAUUUCUUUGUCGACCAUUUGCACAUCGCUGAAGAUAAAAGCCCAUUUUCUCGUUCACUAUUGAGACACCGAAUAAAAACGGGUCAAAGAAUUGCUUUCAUGUUUGAUGGCUACGAUGAAAUCGGCCUUGAUUGUCAAAAGAACGUGAUUCAAUUAAUGAAAAUACUGGCCGGCAAGGAAACGAUUAAACAAUACGUAACGACAAGACCUCACAUGAUAGACGAAUUGCAAUUUGAGUUGUCUCAACUGGCUCAUCAUCUGCAAAUUUUUAAUGAACAACACCAAAUUGAUUAUCUGGUCAAGUAUUGGCAAUCAAAUUUACAAGAGAUGGAAAUGGAAAACAAGUCGAUUAUCAUACAGACCUUCGCAGAAUCGUUAGCUCACCGAGUAUCUCAGACUCUAAGAGAUGAAGAGAAGAGCUUCAUUGGAGUUCCGUUGCAAUGUCGAAUUCUAGCCGAGUGCUAUCAAUCUGAACUUGAAAAACAAAUCAAAAACAAUAACGUAGCAGCAUGUCAAACACUAGUGCAUCAACACUUCGAUUUAAAGAGUCUGUACGAACGUCUUUUGGAUACCAAACGACGAAUCUUUCGGGAAGAAAAGGCAGAAUCGUCAAGUUUCAAUCCAAUCGUGAGCUGUGCCAUCGAUUUCUUGAUCGAUGACAUUGAAUCUCAUCUCACUAAAUUGGCCAUAGAGACACUCGUUGUGGAAAGGAGAGACGUCAAAAUUUUAUGGCCCUCCCAACAACCGUAUUUCCAUUCGGAAGCUGAAAAAUCUGAAAAGGAAAAUAAAAUAACAGAUUUAGGAGUGAAAUACGGAUUAAUAGUACGCAGCAAAGGUGACAAGCAAUCUAAAGUGCAGUUCUUACAUCGUACCUACGCCGAGUACUUGUUCGCCCGAUAUUUGCAUAGAGGAAUGGACAUCAACAAAUUCGACAACCAGCUUUUAGAUAAGAAACCUGUACGUGACUUGGUCGUUAAUGAAAUCUUAGUUGAAGGCCACUAUCACGGAGUAAGGGUAUUCUUGAAUUCUAUGCUGAAGACAGGACAUAGUCAAAGAACGGAACUUCCAAAUCAAUUGCAAAAAUUGGCUAAAAGUUUAGAAGAGCACAUCACAAGACUGCCACAACAUGCUGAACCCAGUGAUCGGCAUACCAACGCCUUAACUGUUACCCUACCGACUCCGAACUUGUUUUAUACCUUACUUAAUUGCCUUGAUGGAACGUUGAACGAAACUGAAAGGAAGCGAGUCGUCAGGUCUGCAUUCCAACACCCUUUUCACUUCUCUACCUUCUUAUAUUGGAGAAGUGGUCAACUGUUUCAAAGAGUUCUUUCUUAUUACGACGACGCAGACGCUGUUGACGUGGAGCGUAUCGUCAAAGAAUUGUUACACGAACCCAUGACGCUCCGAUAUUCACCUGACUCCUAUGUCAUCGUUUGGAACAACGAGGCGUCAAAAGACGUCGUGGAAAAAGUGUUAGAGUUUAUGGGAAAAAACGGGGAGAAUUUAAAACAAGUUUUGAACCCCGAACAAUCAAAAUUCAGACCACUGCACACCUCGGUCACAUUACUGCAUUUUUUCAUCUUUAAUGAAUAUUACAACUGCCUUUUAAGCCAAUUCUUACGUUUCCUAUCGUCCAUCUACGUCGACGAUCGCAACUUUACUGAACUAAUAAAAUUCACAUUAAAGAUGCAAGAUUACAAUAACGAUAACUGGACAUUUCCCUCGAACAAUGGAAUUGAAAAGACCUUGGACAUUUUACGAGAUCUGUCACGACCGAGAGUGAUGGAAGGUUUAUGUCAUUUUGCACUCGUGACGGGUGUUUUCGAAAAUUAUUACCAACCUUUUGCAGCGGACGAUGAAGAUUCAUUGAGGGAUCCUGCUCGAAUGACUAGACUUCACUGGGCAGCGUUUAAUGGCGACAUGGAGGCGAUGGAAAGCGUGGGCGACUGGACGUGCAAUGUGGGCGACUGGACGUGCAGCGUGGACGACAGCUUCACGCCCUUCUACGUAGCGGCCGCUCGUCAUCACAAACUAAUCUGCCACAAAAUAUUAUCAUUAUUAGAAACAAGUCUGACAUCUGAUGAACUUAAAACACAUCUGGCCGAAUAUAAAGGAUUCGUAUAUACGGCCAUGUGGGACGCUGUUUGCUUCCGUAACUUCAAAAUGUUUCAGCUGAUUCUUGAAUCCGUCAAACAAUCCUUAGGGCGACAUUACCUGAUGGCUUUGUUGAAAUCAGAAAAGCCCGUAGAUUCAUUUAAAACCACGCAAUUUGAUGGAUCUGUCAGCUCUUCCAUCUUGGCUCUGAAGAACGGCAAAGUGUUGUUCAAAAUCAUAGCCCAAGUUUUGCUCGAGGAUGGCAGUCAAAAUGGAUACACUGAUUUAAACGAUCUAGUCUUCAACGAGAAAGAAACAGUCGAAAUAGUACUGAACAAUAUCGAAGAAGAAACAUUCCAGAGAAUGGUGGACGUGAAUGGACUGCAAAAUUGGACAAAACGCUUUUUAGACUACAACGUCUGGGGAUUUCGUCGGCUAUCAACCGUCAUUGCAAGGUUUACUCUAAACCAACGGCGGGAAUUUAUCAACAUCAUCACAUCACCAAACAUUCCAACCCAUCAAUUUAAUGGAAUGAACGUCAGUUACUGGGGAAAGUGGUUCGAAAACGAGUUAACCGAUCCAGACUUUUCAAACAUCAGAGAAAGCCUCGACAAACUUUUGAAAUCAUUAGAAGAUGACACUCCAAAAUUGAUUUUUAAUUACAAUAGCAAUGACGCAAUCAAGGCUCUACUGUGUCAGAACGCAAAGUUAGUUACUGCAGCAUCAAAACACUUUUCGUGGGUGAAUUACUUCAAGUUUAAACGACGCGUCAUGAAAAACGGACCAAAAGUGAUGAACGAACUUUUAACUUGGCCUUUAUUCAUUGAGAGAAAAGUUGUUCGAAACUGGAUCAACAUUUUGCCAUUUUACAUCGGUAAAAAGGGCAAAUAUCACUUUGGAAAAUUAGUGAACACUAUUUUAUCAUUACACACCGAAGAGCACGGAGAAAAAACAAUUCAGAUUAGUUUGUGGAGCAAAUAUCUCGAUAGCUACUACAAGGUUGAAAAAGUGGACCAAUUCUUGAAACUCGUGUCAGACAAACUGGGCAAAAGAGCUGUAAGGAAAGUUGUGCUACACAAAGACUGCAUGGGAUUUGUUCUACUUGGAGCCGAAUUACAACAAGAUGCAGAAUUAGUUAAUGCUCUACUCACCCAUUUAAGUGACGAGGAUCGUAACUGUAUCGAGCACCUACUCGAAAGUAGUUUGUUCUCUUCGAGACGCUAUACACUGGACGAUACCACCGAACCGUGCAACUGUCAACCAAUGAAUGAUUGCUGGUGCUGGUGGUAAACAACGUCAAAGGGUCGGCAAGUUGAAACAAAAUGAUGGGAAAGGUAGGAAACGGUGGGGAAAAGCCUUUCAUUACCCUCCCCAUUGGCACUUUGCACGAAAAGUUUUCUUAUUUUUGUUUUUCUUGCCUCUAAACGACCUUUAAUGUAAUCGACCUUCAACAUUUGCAUAAAAUUCUCGUUCAAUACAUGAGCCUUACCUUUCCACAGAAA